Trichoderma harzianum CBS 226.95 is the source of this 6174-nucleotide messenger RNA. RefSeq lists its product as hypothetical. Gene Ontology annotation, cellular component: nuclear body. Gene Ontology annotation, biological process: termination of RNA polymerase II transcription. The record is from RefSeq and is a predicted model, not a curated record. The transcript is spliced from 5 exons. Gene Ontology annotation, molecular function: transcription termination site sequence-specific DNA binding; helicase activity. Bases 1 to 6174 code for a protein of 2057 amino acids. Lineage: Eukaryota; Fungi; Ascomycota; Sordariomycetes; Hypocreales; Hypocreaceae.
AUGGCAGAUAUCAACGAGGUACUGGGGAAAUGGUACGAAGAAUUCCAACAGAUCCCUGCAGAGUGCCAUCUCCUCUGCCCACGAAUCAACGAUGAUGAUGACGAAAACUACAAGACUCUCGAUGAUCCCGACUCCAGGAUUUCGAGCGAAGAGAAGCAAAGUCGCAUUGAACAGAGCAAGAAGCGGAUCGAGGUCACCUACUGGAAUAGUUUGAUAUUCGGCUUCGAUAAACAGGAGGCUGGCAAAUGGCUGGAAGAUUUUACCGGAAGGCUUGAGAACUGUCUCAAAUAUUGCCCCGAAUGUGUCCUUAACUGGCACAUGAAGCGCAAGUAUCAUUUGCAAAUGUUUUCAGAGCGAUGGAACGAAGAAGCUGUUGCGCAGAUCCGUGAUUUGCUAGUCAACCUCGACGUCAAUCGAAUCGACCACAACUUGACCUGGGCGAAGCAAUUCAUAGAAAAGAUUGAAGAGUCUGGAGCCGUCUUCAAAAAAUCACAAUUUGGCGAGCACCUCACCGAGGUCCAUCUCGCCGUUUACGAGGCGCUAUGUUGCGUGGCCUACUUGGCUAACGCAGAGCAACGAGCCGUCUUCCAAUAUGUCUUCAUGCGCCUGCAGGGAAAGACGUACCUCAAGCUGGGAACCAAAGACCCGCUACCAGGAAUGACCUACUUCUUGUUUGACCAGAAGAACGAAGACCGCCGAAGAUGGGCAGCAGAGAACUGGAAAAACAUUGACAGUGGCGGCAUGACGGAGGAGCAGUUCGACUGGGCCGUUAACGAUGGCCUCGUCAGUUCAAUAGACGACAUUAGCAAGAAGGAUCUUUCUCAGGCUACCAGCGAAAUUUAUCUCGAGAUUGAACGCUUCUGGCAAGGCUUCGAAGGUAUCCUUAGGACACUCAAUGACGCAAUCAUUUUGAGCCGCCUCCGCAGCCUCGAAAUUCCAUCAGGGAGCUUCAACAUAUACGACUUGCUAUUUCGACAUAUUCAGUUUUGUCGGUCCGAAGGUGUACUUGUGGUCACUAUCAAGGUUCUUUGCGGCUUGUUGAAGAAGUCACCAAAGGCUUUUUGGGACGUCGUUGGUGACGCGCGUCCAAAUGUGAUUGCCGAUCUGCUAUUCGGCAGCCCCGUCUACAAGACUCUUCUGCGACAGUCUCUAGAGGAUUGCUGGUCUGUUGUUGACCUUGCGUCUCAGUUUACACCGUUUCCCACCUCAUGGAUCCAGCCUUGGCUUCAGUCCCUCAGCCGCGAUCGGAGAUAUGAUGCCUGCGAGGUGUUGAUGCACACUCUCUUUGAAACACUAGCAAAAGACUCUAGCAUCGGCGAACCUGGCCAGGCCGCCUGCGUUCGCGCUGGAUUUGAUGCGCUGACUUUCACCAUGAAGUCGUUUCUCGAUCCAGAAAUACUCAUUACGUCGGGAAGCACGCAUCUUUACGCCAGUGCUGCGUCGAGUCUUGUUGUCAAGCAUCUCAGCCUGAUUCUGGCAAAUAUGAAGUCACCCGGUCGAAAUGGAGAGAUUGAAGGCUGGACUACGUUCAAGGUUGCCGACGCUGCCAAAGAAGUCAUGAGCUCUGCCAUGAAGCUGGACAUGAAACUGCUCUCUGAGGAAUACCAAGCUAUCCACGCCACCAAGCAGCUCCAAACAGCCAUCACAAGGAACUCUAAAGCGUUCUGGGAAGGGGUUUUGGAGAUGUUUGAUACAUCACCUGAACAAGUGGCCGUCGCAAAGGAUAUUUUUGUCUCGUUAGCGCCCCUCAUUGCGGUGGAACAGAUCAGGCCGCGGAAGAACGAGAACAAGCUCGACGACUCUGGCAAAGCGUUCAACCAGGCGCUGGGCGACACAGCAGAUGUGCUUGCUAGAAUACUCGGCCGCAUCUCCGAGCUUGAUGUCACAGAUUUGAAUGAUUUGUAUGCUGAUCGGCUCCCCUUUCAAGUCACCACUGCCUUGUCCGUACAUGAAAACUCGGAUCUCGCAGAGGCUUCUGCGGAAGUUUUGAAGAGCUGGACCGGGGAACUUUCUCGAAGCGGCGCACUGGAGCAGAUGACGCAGCACCAUCCAGAUCAGACGCUUGCAUCCAUUGUCUGGUCCCUGGAACGUGUCCUUCGACCCCCCUUUCCAUGGGGCCCAAUCAAACCUCUACUCAAUAUGAGUAGAGAUGUUCUCAGAGGCCUCGCAGACCCUUCUUCGGGAGUCCUUCGAGUCAGAACUCUCGACUCCAAAUCGGCCGCCACCGUCCUGCGCUGGUGGAAUGAGCAGUGGCGCUUUGUCUCCAAGGCUUGCCUCAACAUUGAGACGUGGUCUUUUUACAUCCCGAAUGCCAUCAUGACGGAAUUCUGCCGAGAGAUUAUGGAGCUUGCCGAAGGUCUCAUCGCUGAAGAUGGCCUCCUCACCUCUGCGACGGCGCUUGGUCGGAGUGAGAAGGACAUGAUGAUCAGGAUCCUAGCCCCAGCAAAAGACAACUUUCGUGGAAUGGAGAACAUGAUUCGGCUCAAGGAUCGCUGGCUCGUCGAUGUUACAGUUCGUGUUCUUUGCAAAAUUCUCAAACGACUUCAAGAAAAUGGCCUCGAGAUCAACCCCAACUCUCGUAAACUCAUCACAGAUGCUUGUCUGCCAACAGCCACUCCCGGAAAAUACGUACGAUCCACAAACCUGACCGACCAACAACGCGCAGAACUUCUCCAAGCGCUAGGACAAACCGAUGAAGAAGUGCAAAUCUACCAACAAGCAACAAGUGCACAGCAACGCCAAGAACAGGCACUCAAGGACAAGUCUAAGAAACAGAGUAAACUUGAUGCCUGGUCAAAAUCAGCGCCUGCAACUGCCUCAUCCUCAGCUACAACUAUAUCCAAGCUUGGUCGUUCUAACCGAGACGAUGUGUUGGAUUUCAGCAGAUCAGUCGAAAACCCACUGCUCAAACAAAUCGAGGCCCGUCAGGCCAGAGCAAAGGCUGCCAAAAUACCUGAUCAAAAGGCAAUCAGUGCCCUGAAGGAAAGUAGGCAGAGAGAAAAGCUGGAAAAGGCGAAGCGAGAUGCCGAGGCCAUUGCGCGGGCCAGGGCGCUCCGCGGGGAGUUUGUCAAAGGCGAAGGCUCUGGCAUUGCUGGCCUUGGUCUUAUCGGCAAGGAUCAUUCGAGAAGUGAUAUCAUGGUCAACAGUUCUGACGAAGAGUCCGAGGCCGAUAGCGACGACUCGGAUGCCGACAAUCAGCUUGCUGCGUUGAGCACGGGAGGAGCGAAAUCCCUAACCGACGCUGAGAAGCGGCGCCGACAGGCCCUGCAAGAUAAGUUGCGACAGCCAGUUAAGAAGACCAGACAGCAGCGCUCCGUCAAAGAGAUGAGAGCCCGGCUCAUCCCUCCAAUGGAUCGACUUCACAAUACCAUUCUCGCCUGGGACAUAUUCCACGGUGGUAACGACCCUCCAAACGGGCCCAAGGCCUCCGAGGUUGCCACCAAGUAUGUUGACCCGAGAUCAUAUCAAGAGACCUUCUUCCCGUUGCUUGCAUCGGAGGCCUGGCGCUCCUUUGUCACGUCAAAGGAUGAAAUUACCGCCCAGUCGUUUGGCAUGAAGAUUGCCAGCCGCGCAAGCGUCGACAGCUACCUGGAAGUGACGUUUACAAUGCCCGUAGCCCCGCAGCGGGAUCGUGGUGUCUUUGAGGGCGAUAUCCUCCUUGUAUCUGAGGCAGAGAAUCCCCUGGUGGAUGAAACUGCAAAGCAUUGCCUGGCCCGAGUCCAUCGUAUCACUUAUAAAAAAGACACCGUCGAGGUGACGUAUCGCGUAGCUUCUCGUAGUAAUCCUCUCUCGCCCCUCCUGACCCCUGGCGCCACCGUAUAUGGUGUAAAAAUCACCAACAUGGCGACCAUAGAGAGAGAGUAUGCCGCCCUGGAGAGUCUGCAGUAUUAUGAUCUUAUGGACGAGAUCUUGAAGGCAGAGCCAUCACCAAUUCUGCGCUAUGGAGAAGAACGCGUAUCCAAUUACAUGGGCAAUUGGGCUUUGAACCGAGGUCAAGCCCUCGCUGUACUUGGUGCACAAGAGAAUGAUGGGUUCACCUUGAUCCAAGGUCCCCCCGGUACAGGAAAGACCAAGACCAUCGUAGCAAUGGUCGGCUCUCUGCUGUCUGACCAGCUUGCGCAAGCUCCUCUCGCUGCAACAGGAGUUCCUCUCGGGGUUCCAAUGAGACCUACUGGUAUCCCUGCAGGCAACCAGGCCCGGCCAAAGAAGCUCCUCGUUUGCGCGCCCAGUAACGCCGCUGUAGAUGAAUUGGUGCUCCGAUUGAAGAAUGGCAUCAAGACAGUGAACGGCAAAACGCGAAACAUCAAUGUCCUUCGUCUAGGCAGAAGCGAAGCUAUUAACGCCGCAGUCAAAGACGUUACCCUAGAUGAGUUGGUGAAGGCCCGUCUCGAAGGGGAUACAACCAAGGACAAGGCAAAGGCGGACAGAGACAAGCUACACGAAGAGGCCGCCGAGCUGAAGGAGCAAAUAGCGCAGCUCAGGCCAAGAUUGGACGAGUCUCGCACCCAGGAUGACCGAUCAUUGUACAACUCUCUGUCAAGGCAGUUUGAUGAGCUGAAGCGAAAGCAAAUGCAAAUCGGAAAACAAAUCGAUGCCAAUAAAGACAGCGGCAACUCGAUAGCCCGCGAGAUGGAACUGCGUCGUCGGCAGAUCCAGCAGGAGAUUCUCAAUUCUGCUCACGUUCUGUGCGCGACUCUCAGCGGAAGUGGACACGAAAUGUUCCGAAACUUGGAUGUGGAAUUCGAGACAGUCAUCAUCGAUGAGGCAGCUCAGUGCGUGGAGCUGAGCGCCUUGAUUCCAUUGAAAUACGGAUGCUGCAAGUGUAUUCUGGUCGGAGAUCCCAAGCAAUUGCCCCCCACAGUCCUGUCGCAGUCUGCGGCGCGGUUUGGCUACGAUCAGAGCUUGUUUGUCCGAAUGCAGCAAAACCAUCCAAAGUCGAUUCACCUGCUUGAUAUGCAGUACCGAAUGCACCCCGAGAUUAGCUCAUUCCCCAGCAGGGAAUUCUACGAAUCCCAACUGCAGGACGGCCAAGAUAUGAUGCAGCUUCGUCAGGCACCAUGGCAUAAAGAUGCCCUCUUUGCUCCCUACCGAUUUUUCGAUGUCGAGGGUGUUCAAGAAAAAGGUAGAAAGGGCCAAUCUCUUGUCAAUACAAGAGAGCUUGAAGUGGCGCUACAAAUGUACGAAAGAUUCAGCAGGGACUACCAUGAGUGUGACUUGACGCGAAAGAUUGGCAUCAUUACGCCUUACAAGGCGCAGCUAUACGAGUUGCGGUCUCGAUUCCAGGCCCGGUAUGGUGAAAAUAUCACCAACAUCAUUGAGUUCAACACAACGGAUGCUUUCCAGGGACGAGAGUGCGAGAUCAUCAUUUUCUCUUGUGUCCGAGCUAGUUCCACGGGCGGUAUUGGUUUCAUGACGGAUAUUCGCCGUAUGAAUGUUGGUCUGACGCGAGCAAAGUCGUCGUUGUGGAUUCUGGGUGACUCGCGAGCUCUUGUUCAGGGAGAGUUCUGGCGCAAAUUGAUCGUCGACGCCCAAGAUCGAGACCGAUAUACAAAGGGCGACAUUCUCUCCAUGUUCCGGCGCCCACUUGAAAAAGCGAGGCUUGACGCAUAUACGCCAUCAUCUGGUCGAAGCUCUGGUAUUUCAACACCGACAAACCCCCCACAACAACCCCCUCAGCAGAUGGAUGUUGUCAUGAGGGAGACGGCCCGUAAGGAGCCUACCGGUACACCGGCCGGCGCUACUAAUAACGGAAAUCCGGGUGCAGCAACAUCGUCUGGGUUAGAUGCCGUCACGCCGCGCUCAAACGGACCUCCAAUUAUCCACACAUCAGGCGGUAUGGAAGCGAAAAAGCGACCACUGGACUCUCCCGAGUCCGGCCAGACAGUAACGAAGAGGAUUGCAAAUGAUAAUUCGCGGCCGAGCGGUGGUCUUAUGGGUAAAUUUAGCCAGAGACCCAGGCCCAUUCGAGCCCCAACUGAUCCUUCUGCGAUGUCGUUACUUGGGAUGGUGCCCCCGGAACGGCCUCCGCCGGUUAUCAACCCUGAUGCUCCAGCGAUGCCAAGGCCGGCGCCGCCGACUGGUCCUGCAGCGGCGAGUAGCAGUGCGAAUCCACAAAUACCGCAGGGUCCACGGAAGAAGAAGAAACCAAACCCAUUUCUCCCUAAAAAGAGAUGA